Amphibalanus amphitrite is the source of this 2126-nucleotide messenger RNA. RefSeq names its product coiled-coil domain-containing protein 42 homolog. The record is from RefSeq and is a predicted model, not a curated record. Lineage: Eukaryota; Metazoa; Arthropoda; Thecostraca; Balanomorpha; Balanidae. The coding region runs from base 1015 to 2004 and encodes 329 amino acids. The transcript has a single exon.
ACUGGCACUUUCCAAAGAUAGCCAUGGCAUUGAUGUGAAGCUCUGGAAUGCGUGUCACAGGUCCUCUACAAGAUGCCAGAGCUCCAGGAGUGACAGCGUCAGUUGAGGGCGGCAGCUCGCUAUAAAAGUCGCGGAGGCCGGCUAGCUCCAUGUUUCACACCUAACAUUCAUUUCAGAGGCUUCUCUUCCGGUGAGAGGUCAGUCCCAGUCUCAACAACGGCCUCGGGGCCUCAUGAUACCGUGAGAAAAUCUCCAAACUCCAAACGGUCUGAGAGGGCUCAAAAGGUUUCGGUGCUCACCUACAUACUCGUAUAUAGGGCCCCCGAGUGAUCAUAGUCAGUGGGUCCACGGACCACGGAAUUGUAGUGAGUGCGACCCUCCGCAAAAACUCCAUAUUUCAUCCGAGCUGUACCGGACCAGCCACCCUAAUUAAUCAAUACCAAUCAAUAUGCACUGUAUAACACGACCCGUCGAAAAUGGGGUAAAACUUGAUCCGACUAUAGAGCUACGACUAUAGAGACAUGACUUAGGCCAAAGUCUAAUUUUCCAACUCCCGUGUAGGAGACAGUCCAGUCAAUAGGAUUUUGACGACUCAAAUUUCGGUCAGAAUUGUUGACUCUGGUAGACUCGAAGUCUCGCACCAACUCCGCUCCGCUUCGUAACAAUAUCGGUCAGAAUUGUUGACUCUGGCAGACUCGAAGUCUCGCACCAACUCCGCUUCGUAACUUGUUAACAAGUAUAUUCGGUGUCAGGUAUCGGAAAUGCAGCAUCCCUCAGCCGAAGAGCACGUUUUUCACCUUGCAUAUUAUCAUAUCGCAUUUCCAAUUCAGACACGACACCACACAGAAACUUGACAGAACGAAAUGUUGUAGGAAGACAUCUCCGAAUAGGGUACGCCGGCAUUGGGCUGGGUGGGCAAAGUAAAAAUCGGGAAAGUCACUCUUCAAAGAUUUGUCACUAUCCAAUAGCUGAAAAGUAAAAUUUAGAAGCCGAAGGAAACGCAAAAUCGCCAUAAUGAAGAAAACAGACAUUAUGAACAGAAACUUGGAAGACUAUUUCAAAAUCCAGUUCGAAAAUAAGAUCGCAGUGAGACCACGCCGCGAAGAUUGUCACCUAGCAGCCGCCACGAAGAUAUUGGCCAAAAGAAAUGAAGUCGAGGAAACUGACAAGGAAUUGGAAAUGCGUAAAGAAUGGUUUAAAGAAAAAAUGUCAGAAAUCAGGACCGGUAGAGAGGCCCUUGCAGAUCGUGAAAACGCUUUGAAACAAGAGAUGCUCAGGUAUGAAAAGUUCUUCCGAGAGAACACUUUAAAGCGACACAGAGGGGAGAGAAAAUCUAUGGAGGAGCGCGAAUAUCAAGCCAAGAAGGACUCUGAGAUCGCUGCGUUAAAGGAAGAACUAAAGGAAUUAGAGGAAAGAAAAGAUGAAAUGCAAAAGGCCGUAAACAGCAACUCUAAAUUCCGCGACUUUCUUCUGAAGGCGACCGCCUUCAAUCCAGACUACGAAGAGAUUAACGACCUGCUGAGCCGAUGCGACGUGUUGUGGGCGACGCAGAAGGAGCUGUUGGACCGGGAGCAGCACGACGCGCAGAUACUCGACCAGGAGACGCUCAGCCUGAUCGCCUCCUCCGAACACCUCAGCACCAACGUGCUGCGCCUCAACAACCUCAUCUCUGAGCUCCACCUGCGCUACGAGCGCGCGCAGAACAACGUAGCCGCGUGGGAGAACAGCUGGACGCGCAUUAAGAACACGGCCGCCAAGCAGACGCUGCAGCUGGGCCAGGUGAAGAUGGCCAUCCACAACCUGUACCAGCUGUGCCAGAGGUACCACAGAGAGCGCGCUCUCGAGCACGAGGAGGUGAUCGAGUACACCGAGCCCGGCGACCAAAUGAACACGGUGGCCGAGCUGAUGCAGGACAUCGGUGCCGUGUACAAGGAGUGCUGCCGACGCGCCCGACAGGCGGCCGCCAAGGCGUCGGCGCACGAGACCCCGCCGCUCUCUGACUGACAGCGCGGCACCGACUGGCGUGGGAAGGCUGUCUUUGCGUCUCUGUCCGGUGUGGCUGGCGAGCUUCAGUCAUGUGUGUAACCAGCCGCCCAUACUCAACGGUCAAUACACUCGAAACGAAA